AUGGCUUUUGUCCCUCUCAAGUUCCCAAGUCUGCAUGUAACUUUGGUUUUGAGAUUUUAUGUAUAUAAAGGUUUGCCAAACCCUAAGCAAUCAUAUGGCUUUAACAGGAUAGAGAUCCUCGGUGCGCUUGUCUCCAUUCAAAUGAUUUGGGUUCUUGCUGGUAUCUUGGUUUACGAAGCCAUCGUUAGACUUCACAAGGGUGGUGCCCAAGUCGAGGGAUCUCUUAUGUUUCUUGUCUCUGCUCUUGGUUUACUUGUCAACAUCGCAAUGGCUGUUCUGUUGGGUCAUAGUCAUGGUCAUGUUCAUGAUCGUGAGCACCAUCACCACCACGAUGAUGAAUCAGAAACACACUUAUCUCAUGUUUUGAUUAAUAAUGAGCAAAAGAGGAAUGUGAAAACAUUCAAGCGGCGUAUCUUCACGUGCUGGGAGAUUCGAUACAGAGCAUAG
Thlaspi arvense is the source of this 447-nucleotide messenger RNA. The record is from the annotation of a GenBank genome assembly. Lineage: Eukaryota; Viridiplantae; Streptophyta; Magnoliopsida; Brassicales; Brassicaceae.